AUGGUGAAUACUUGUAGAAUCAGCUUCAUAAGCUUCAUGAUACUCUUGCUCUUCAUCAAUCAGUCAUCUCUUUCUUCUUCUGUACGCAUCGGUCUACAAGGAGGUCGAGAUCUUAUUCACCACCGUACACUUGAUGAGAUUGAGAGAGACAAGGCACGUCUCAGUUUCUUGUUUAAAACGAUGGAGGAUGCAUAUGAUUCCAAUUUUGAUGAGGAUCUCCCGCUCCCCCCAUGGCCUUAUGUUAGGGUUAAAGGGGUCGAGGCCUUUGGUUUGGUUCCUUUAGGGUUUGAUACUUCGAUGUAUCAUAUAAACCCUCUUUUUUUAGAGACUUUGUAA
Messenger RNA from Arabidopsis thaliana (thale cress), 336 nucleotides. RefSeq lists its product as uncharacterized. The transcript is spliced from 2 exons. The record is from RefSeq and is marked reviewed. Lineage: Eukaryota; Viridiplantae; Streptophyta; Magnoliopsida; Brassicales; Brassicaceae. Bases 1 to 336 code for a protein of 111 amino acids.